AGCAGGAGAACGAUCAUGGAGGUGGUGCCAGCUGAGGUGAAUAGCUUGCUUCCAGAGGAGAUAAUGGACACUGGUAUAACUUUAGUGGAUGAUGAUAGUAUUGAGGCUGUUAUUGUUUCAUCCCCAAUUCCCAUGGAGACAGAACUGGAAGAAAUUGUCAACAUAAAUUCUACUGGUGACUCUACAGCCACGCCCAUUUCCACGGAACCAAUCACAGUGUACAGUAACCACACUAACCAAGUUGCAGUGAAUACCACAAUUACUAAAGCAGAUUCUAAUACCACAGUGAAACCAGCUUUUCCAAGUGGCCUUCAAAAACUUGGUGCUCAGACUCCUGUGACUAUAUCUGCCAAUCAGAUUAUUUUAAACAAAGUAUCACAGACAUCUGAUCUUAAACUUGGCAAUCAGACCCUUAAACCAGAUGGACAGAAGUUAAUUUUAACAACUUUGGGCAAGUCUGGUUCACCAAUUGUUUUAGCACUACCCCAUAGCCAACUACCCCAGGCUCAGAAAGUUACAACUCAGGCCCAGUCAGGAGAUGCUAAGUUACCACCGCAGCAAAUUAAAGUAGUUACCAUUGGAGGGAGGCCAGAGGUGAAACCUGUCAUUGGUGUCUCAGCAUUGACCCCAGGAAAUCAACUGAUUAAUACUACAACUCAGCCCUCUGUGUUACAGACCCAACAGUUAAAAACAGUACAGAUUGCUAAGAAGCCUCGAACACCAACCUCUGGUCCAGUAAUCACGAAGCUGAUUUUUGCAAAACCAAUUAAUAGUAAAGCAGUCACAGGACAGACAACUCAAGUAUCACCACCAGUCAUUGCAGGUAGGGUUCUUUCACAGUCUACUCCUGGGACUCCAUCAAAGACCAUAACAAUAUCUGAAAGUGGUGUUAUUGGAUCAGCUUUAAAUUCUACAACACAGACACCAAAUAAAAUAGCCAUCUCACCUUUGAAAUCGCCAAAUAAGGCAGUAAAAUCAACUGUGCAGACCAUCACUGUUGGAGGUGUGAGCACAUCACAAUUUAAGACAAUUAUUCCUCUGGCAACUGCUCCCAAUGUCCAGCAGAUCCAAGUGCCUGGAAGCAAGUUUCAUUAUGUCCGACUUGUUACUGCCACAACAGCCAGUAGCUCAACCCAGCCUGUCAGUCAGAAUCCCAGUACAAACACUCAGCCUCUUCAGCAAGCAAAGCCCGUGGUCAGCACCACUCCAGUGCGAAUGUCAGUUCCUCUCACACAGACUGUUAAACCCGUUGUUCCAAAACCAAUCAACCCAAGUUCACAAAUAGUUACUACUAGCCAGCCACAGCAACGGCUCAUCAUGCCUGCCACUCCACUGCCACAGAUCCAACCAAACCUCACUAACCUGCCCCCAGGCACUGUGCUGGCACCAGCUCCGGGGACAGGGAAUGUGGGUUAUGCAGUGCUUCCAGCUCAGUACGUUACUCAGCUACAGCAGUCUUCAUAUGUGUCAAUAGCAAGCAACUCUAAUUUUACUGGUACACCGAGUAUCCAGACCCAGGCAAGGCUUCCAUUCAAUGGCAUAAUCCCGUCAGAGUCUGCCAGUCGACCCAGAAAGCCCUGUAAUUGCACGAAAUCUCUGUGUUUGAAAUUAUACUGUGAUUGCUUUGCAAAUGGUGAAUUUUGCAACAACUGCAAUUGUACUAAUUGUUACAAUAAUUUAGAACAUGAAAAUGAGAGGCAAAAAGCAAUAAAGGCAUGCCUUGACAGAAAUCCAGAAGCUUUUAAGCCUAAAAUUGGGAAAGGAAAGGAGGGAGAAUCAGAUCGACGUCACAGCAAAGGAUGUAAUUGCAAACGAUCAGGAUGUCUUAAAAACUACUGUGAAUGCUAUGAGGCAAAAAUAAUGUGUUCCUCAAUAUGCAAAUGUAUUGGCUGUAAGAAUUUUGAAGAAAGCCCAGAAAGGAAGACACUGAUGCACUUGGCAGAUGCAGCUGAAGUAAGGGUGCAGCAACAAACUGCGGCGAAGACUAAGUUAUCCUCUCAAAUUUCGGACUUGCUUACUAGGCCAACACCAGCUUUGAAUAGCGGAGGAGGAAAAUUGCCAUUUACAUUUGUAACUAAGGAAGUAGCUGAAGCCACGUGUAAUUGCCUUCUUGCCCAGGCUGAGCAGGCGGACAAGAAGGGGAAAUCAAAGGCAGCAGCUGAACGGAUGAUACUUGAGGAAUUCGGACGAUGUUUAAUGAGCGUCAUCAACUCUGCAGGAAAAGCAAAAAGUGACCCUUGUGCUAUGAAUUGCUAACUCUUGCACAAAAGAUAAAUGGAACUGUACAGAAAAUUGAAGGUGCAGGGACACUUUUCUAGAAGAUAGUUUAACAAUUAUUGUAUUGUUAAUUCAGUCAUUGUGAGACCUGAAAUUAUAAUAUUGAGAAGAAAUCUUAAAUGAGG
Molecule: messenger RNA, 2402 nt
Organism: Molossus molossus (Pallas's mastiff bat)
Lineage: Eukaryota; Metazoa; Chordata; Mammalia; Chiroptera; Molossidae
Gene: LIN54
Product: lin-54 DREAM MuvB core complex component
Exons: 12
Coding region: 16-2256 (746 amino acids)
Biological process (GO): regulation of DNA-templated transcription
Cellular component (GO): nucleus
Source: RefSeq, a predicted model, not a curated record